This is a messenger RNA of Symbiodinium pilosum, 1320 nucleotides long. The record is from the annotation of a GenBank genome assembly. Lineage: Eukaryota; Dinophyceae; Suessiales; Symbiodiniaceae.
AUGGGGGCUUGCUGCAGCCAUACACUGCCCUCAGAUGAGUUCUGCCUUGGCAAGGAGUAUGACCGACGUCCCUGCAUGCCUUGCGACCCGGACGUGUCUUCGCGAGAGCGAACAGGCUUGGAGGUCUUAGAUGGCAAUCUGGAGACCCAGAUGCCUGACCUCCACUUCAAUGAAAGCGUCCCCGCGCUUCCUCCGACUCCUUCGAGCCCUUCCGGCGGGAGCUCAAAGCCUGCGCUGCACACUCACCAUUCUCAUGCCAGCAUCUCCAGAAGCUCAUCUGCCUUUGCAAGCGACAAGUCAAUCCAACUGGACCGGAGCUCAACUCGGACGAGCGUGGCAUUUCAGGAAGAGCAGGUGUUGGCCCUCUUCCAGAAGUUCGAUGCCAACAGGGACAACUGCGUCAGUCAUGAGGAGCUGCGCUCCGUGCUACAACAGCUGGCUGACCCCUCGGAUGUUCGUGGUGAGCGCCUCGAGGAGCUCCUGAGGCACAUCGACACCAAUGGCGAUGGCUUCAUCCAGUUGGAGGAGUUCAUGGCCUGGUGCUUCGCCAGCGGGGACGCCUGGAAGCGGCUUCGUUGGACGUGCUUCCAUGUUGUUCAUCUGGAAGCAUCCCGGAGCUCUUCCGAGAAGCUGCCUGCCAGGAACAAAAAUCGAAUUUCCCACUUCCACUGGUUGGAAGAGAUUCUCUCCAUGAUCGUGGAGAACAAGUGCAAGGGAGUUUCAACCUGCAUCGAGAGCCGGCGUCGCGGGACCCCGCUCUUUGUGGUUGCUGGUGUUUGCCCCAACAGCCUUUGUGGAAUGCAAGCGGUCAUGUACUGCAAGUUUGACAAAGACCUUGACUUCUGGUGGGUGAAGCCGAAGGCCGAGAAGCCGAGCCAGCUAGAGCGCAACACGCUGGAUCUGCACAAGGAGGGCAAAUAUCGAAAUGCAUCGGGAAAGUCCCGAGCUUUGUACUUGCCACUUGCGGAGAAGUUUGCUGGAAGUAAGGAAGGUUCCUUUGAAUUUGGCGUGGACGAGCUGGGCCGUGCCUUCAUCGAUGAAACAACAGCUACGGGCCGCUGUCGGAUGUUGCUUUACCUAGUGUGGCAGGAGAAUUGGAGUAGCUUUUUCGCCUACAACAAGUUUAUUGAGGGGAAGCUCAUCUACCAGCGCGGAAAGCCCUGGGAAUGCCCUGAGAGCCAGGCCAAGAGCACCGCGCCGUUCUUUGCCCGGCAGUACCGUCUCGAAGGUGGAGGCCUGUCCAUCGCAGGGGUCGAGACCGAGGAGACUGUGCUGUCUUUACUGCCGCCCGAUGUCUGCCAGGAGAUGUUUUCAAUGUGA